Messenger RNA from Erigeron canadensis, 426 nucleotides. RefSeq names its product albumin-8-like. Bases 1 to 426 code for a protein of 141 amino acids. NCBI's taxonomy places the organism in Eukaryota, Viridiplantae, Streptophyta, Magnoliopsida, Asterales, Asteraceae. Gene Ontology annotation, molecular function: nutrient reservoir activity. The transcript has 2 exons. The record is from RefSeq and is a predicted model, not a curated record.
AUGGCAAAGUUUUCUCUAGCAUCAGGAAUCCUCCUCCUUGUAGCCAUGGCGGCCAUCGCUAGUGCCACCACCACCACAACCAUCAACGCCUACAACUUUCAGCCUUCUUGCACUAUACCGAUGAUGCAACAGGAAAUGCUUAGCCAGUGCAGGACGUACCUCACAGGAAGCAGCAGCCAGCAGGGAUCACCACGUCGGGCAAUGAUGACCCCAUUAUCAGAAGGACAGUUUGACAUGUGUUGCAUGCAGCUGAAGAGCAUGGGCGAGGAAUGCAUGUGCGAGGGCAUCAAGAUGAUGAUGAAUCUACCAGGAUGGACCGGCCAACAGCAGAUGAGUUACGAUCAGAUGAUGACCAUGGCUCGCAACCUGCCUAUGCAAUGCGGUUUCAUGAGCCAGCAGUGCCAAAUGCGAGCCUUCUGGUUCUAA